ACAAGAGACUGACAAGUUUCUAUGCAACAGCAUGUCUACGGAUCGAGAAUCCAACUUCUCAGCUGAUUUUCUUUCUCGAAAUGUUCUUCCUGGUCAUGUGUUGACUUAGCUGUUACUGGGCACGAUCACGUGCUAAAAGAACACAAGAAAGUUGGAAAUACUAUAGUAACAGGAUGUCUUACUCUGACCUAACCUAGGGAGGCACUAGAAAAUUAGAUAACAAAAAUUGUCUUUACCUAAUUUAGUUAUAUAUACUACAGCAGAUCUGAAUCCCAAGCAAUCAGUGAAGGGACCUACCUAGAAGAAUGUCAGCUGUGGAGAAGACGGGUGUGUUGCUGGAGUUUCUAGUGGCCGUGGCCGUGGCUUUGAUUGGGUUCCUGCUUUGCAAGGUUGAAGGAAAGAUUCAUUUCCAUGAUUUUGUUCUGGAAGAUAAGAAUUUUACAAGGUUGUGCAGCACAAAAUCUGCUCUGGUAGUCAACGGAAGCAUUCCAGGGCCAGUGGUUUAUGUCAACAAAAAUGACACCCUCUAUGUUAAUGUUUACAACAAAGGUGGUUUUAAAGUCACCAUUCAUUGGCAUGGAGUGAAGCAACCGAGAAAUCCAUGGUUUGACGGUCCAGAGUACAUUACACAGUGUGCGAUUCAGCCUGGUACUAAUUUUACUUAUGAGGUAAUAUUUUCUGAUGAGGAAGGCACUCUUUGGUGGCAUGCCCAUAGUGACUGGACAAGAAACACUGUCCAUGGCGCAAUUGUUAUUUACCCUGAAGCAGGAAGCUCCUACCCUUUCCCCAAGCCUGAUGCAGAAGAAGUCCUUGUCUUUGGAUCAUGGUACACAUAUGAUGUGAAUUUAGUAGUUGAACAGGCUCUUGCAACGGGAGGACUCUUACCAGAAUCAGAUGCUUAUACUAUUAAUAGCCAACCAGGAGAAUUUUGUGCUUGCUCUAAAGAAUCAACAUACCGUUGGCAAGUUGAUUAUGGGAAGACCUAUCUUCUUCGAAUAGUCAAUGCAAACAUGAAUGCACAAAUGUUCUUUGCCAUUGCAGAACACAACCUCACGAUUGUCGGGAUGGACGGAGCAUACUUGAAACCAUUUGUCACCAGCUACAUAAUGAUAGUUCCUGGACAAACCAUGAAUAUUCUUGUCACAGCAAACCGAUCUCUUGGCCACUAUUACAUGGCUGCUAGGAAAUACACACUUCAAUCAUCCUUCAGUCCAUAUGACAAAACUAACGUUACCGCGAUUCUGGAAUAUAGGGGCAACUAUACAACCCCAGCUUCUCCUGCUUUCCCACUUGACACCCUUCCUGAUUACGAUGAUUUAAAUGCUGCAGUAACAUUCACAAAUAAUCUAAAGAGCCUUCAUGACCAGAAUGUCCCAAAAAACAUUACUACCCGGAUGUAUGUUACAGCUGCGACAAAUGGGUUGCUCUUUAAUGAUACUAUGGCUCUUUCUGCAAGCUUAAACAAUGUGACUUGGGUGAAUCCCAAAACGGACGUGCUUCAGGCCUAUUACUACAACAUGACAGGCUUCUACACGGAAGAUUUCCCAGACAUGCCGCCAACAUUCUUUGAUUUUGUUGCAGAAGAUUUACCGGAUAAUACCAUACAGCCUUUGUUGGGGACCAAAGUGAAGGUGCUAGAGUAUGGAGAGGAAGUGGAGAUGGUGUUUCAAACGGCUAAUGUAUUGAAUGCAGCACAGAAUCACCCAAUGCAUCUCCACGGACAUAGCUUUUAUGUUGUUGGCGUAGGAGAUGGCAACUUUGAUUUUGAAGAAGAUCCGAAAACAUUCAAUUUGGUUGAUCCACCCUCCGUGAACACUGCUACAGUUCCACAGAGUGGAUGGCUAGCUAUUAGAUUCAAAGCACUAAAUCCUGGAGUAUGGCUAUGGCACUGUCAUUUUGAUCACCAUUUAAGUUAUGGAAUGGAAACAGUAAUGAUAGUGAAGAAUGGUAGCACUCCUGAGACAUCUAUUCGCGAGCCCCCUGUUUAUAUGCCACCUUGUGAUGAUGCGCCAUUAAUUAGAUUGUUCAAAUCAAAAUAAUAAUAUAUAUCUAGAAUAAAUCUUGAUGGCUAUAUAUGCCACCUUCUAUCCCAAAUUGUCAUUUCCAGUUAAAUAUUUAGUCACAGGGAUAAGCAAUUCUCCAUUUGAAUGAUUCUUGUGAGUGGACCGUAUUAAUUUAUGCCCUAAGUUCUCCAUAA
Ricinus communis (castor bean) is the source of this 2197-nucleotide messenger RNA. Its product is annotated as putative laccase-9. Bases 306 to 2039 code for a protein of 577 amino acids. Gene Ontology annotation, biological process: lignin catabolic process. Lineage: Eukaryota; Viridiplantae; Streptophyta; Magnoliopsida; Malpighiales; Euphorbiaceae. Gene Ontology annotation, cellular component: apoplast. Gene Ontology annotation, molecular function: copper ion binding; hydroquinone:oxygen oxidoreductase activity. The record is from RefSeq and is a predicted model, not a curated record. The transcript is spliced from 7 exons.